This is a messenger RNA of Alternaria postmessia, 1038 nucleotides long. RefSeq lists its product as uncharacterized. Lineage: Eukaryota; Fungi; Ascomycota; Dothideomycetes; Pleosporales; Pleosporaceae. Bases 1 to 1038 code for a protein of 345 amino acids. The transcript is spliced from 5 exons. The record is from RefSeq and is a predicted model, not a curated record. Gene Ontology annotation, molecular function: oxidoreductase activity.
AUGACUAAUGAUCUCCAGACCAAAGGCCGCGCAGCCAUCGACGCCGCCAUUGCCAAAUCAACCUCAUGUACCAAAGAUAAACUCCGAGUACGCCGAGAAUGGGGCGACAUCACAGCUUCAGAAAAACGCGCCUACAUCGCUGCUGUCCAAUGCAUAACCAAAGCGCCUUCCAAACUCUCGCCCACUCAAUAUCCCGGCGCCAAAACGCGUUUCGAUGACUUUGUAGCUAUCCACAUGAAAAAUACACUGUCUAUCCACGGCACGGGCAACUUCUUAUCCUGGCAUAGAUACUAUACAUUCGCAUAUGAGAACGCGUUGAGAGUCGAGUGUGGAUACAAUGGCACGCAGCCGUACUGGGACUGGGGACGCUGGGCAGCCAGUCCAGAGACGAGUCCAAUCUUCGAUGGGAGUGAGACGAGUAUGAGCGGUCAAGGAGAGAAGGUACAGCAUAGUAGUAGUGGAUUGAAGCCAGCGGGAAACGGGGGUGGGUGUAUUGCCAGUGGGCCAUUCAAGGGAAUGAUGGUUAAUCUUGGACCGGUCGCAGCAAUUGAUAGUCCGGCGCCUCCACGGAAUCCACGAUCAGACGGAUAUGGAUACAACCCCCGCUGUAUCAAGCGCGAUAUCAGCAAUUACCUUACGCAGCUUUACGCGACAACGGACAAGAUCGUUGGUUUGAUCAACAACAGCAAAACCAUUGCAUCGUUCCAGGAUACCAUGCAAGCUGCGAAUGGCCCUCACGGUGCGGGACACUUCACCGUUGCUGGUGAUCCUGGUAGUGACUUUUAUACAUCACCUGGUGACCCAUACUUUUACCUCCACCACUCCAUGGUAGACCGUGUAUGGUCUAUUUGGCAGAGUCAAGACUUUGCAAACAGGCAACAGGUCAUAGCGGGUGGUACUUCGAUGAUGGGUGGUGGGAGGGCACAGAGUCUGGAGGAUAACGUGGAUUUGGAGGUGUUGAAUGUCGAUGGCAAGGUGUACAAGAUCAAGGACUUGGUCAGUACGGUUGCAGGACCGUUCUGCUACGUCUAUGAGUAA